AUGGAGAGCAAAAGAGACGGACCAGACGACGACCAGAUGGAAAUUGUCUGGCAAACUCCGGCGAAUCCUCCUCAACGCCAUGAUUACAUUUUCCGUGACGGCAUAAGAUAUGUGCGGCCCUACUAUUUUGAGUUCAUUUCACAUGCUAAGAAUAGGUGGGCAGGGAAGACGAUUGUCGAGUUGUUCGCGGAUGAAUUUAAAGGGCGGGAUCGCGAUUAUUAUGCGUGUGCGGUGAAGGCUGGACGUAUAAAAGUUGAUGGACAGAUUGUACCUGUGUCGCACGAACCCCCAGUUUUGGCGAAUGAUAUUCAGAUUCUCCACAGUGAACCGGAUGUCUUAACUAUCUAUAAACCUGCAUCAGUUCCUGUGCAUCCAUGUGGGCAAUAUAGGAAGAACACAGUUGUUGGUAUACUUCAGGCUGAGCAGGACUUGGCACCAUUGUUUCCAAUUCAUCGGUUGGACCGUUUGGUCUCAGGGCUUCUUAUCAUCGCCCGAAGUGCUUCAAAGGCUGACAUUUUCAGGCAACAGGCAAGAGAGGUGAAGAAACAAUAUGUCGCCAGGGUGAUUGGAGAAUUUCCUGACAACGAGCAAACAGCUAAUGCAAACAUCAACUACAAUGCUCGAGAAGGAAAGAGCACGGCAGAGGUAAACAGUGUUUCUAAGGGGAAGGUUGCUUGCACAAAAUUCACCAGAAUAAGCGCUAAUGGAACAGAAAGCAUCGUUUUGUGCGAGCCAAUCACUGGCAGGACUCAUCAGAUACGUGUGCAUUUGCAGUUUCUGGGACGUCCGAUAGCUAAUGACAUGCUUUACUUGUCGGAAUGUGUUCCUCAACGUUCCACCAAAGUAUUGAGCGCGGAUAGAGCUGCAAAUAAUUCAGUUGAAGAUUUUGCCAUUGAUCAUAUGUGUACCAACUGUCCAAAUCUGGCGCCUAAAGGAUAUGAUGGUCGUGAAGAAGGUUUAUGGCUGCACUGUGUUAGAUACUCGGGGCCUGGCUGGACUUACGAGUGCCCAUAUCCCGACUGGACAUCGCUAAGCUAG
Molecule: messenger RNA, 1038 nt
Organism: Striga hermonthica
Lineage: Eukaryota; Viridiplantae; Streptophyta; Magnoliopsida; Lamiales; Orobanchaceae
Source: the annotation of a GenBank genome assembly